AUAAGCCUCCAUUUUUGUUGCAUCUCUACAAGCCAGGCGAAAAAGUGAAGAAAAGUGGUAAAAACAAUUUGUAGACCAUCGAUUGCAUAGUUGGUACUUAGCCAAAGUACCCCAGUACUCAAAUCUUACCAAGCGGAUGGCUGCCUAACACGAGCACCUAUAGGAAAAGGUAAUACAAAAAUAAUACCCAAAAAUGACUCAAUAUCUGCCGCCAAAUCUGCUGGCGCUCUUCGCGGCCCGGGAUCCCAUCCCGUUCAUGCCGCCGGUGGACAAGCUGCCUCACGAAAAGAAGUCCCGUGGCUACCUGGGAGUGGCAAAGUUCAUGGCCGACUUCGAGGACCCCAAGGACACGCCGCUGCCGAAGACCGUGGAGACGCGACAGGAGCGAUUGGAGCGACGUCGCCGCGAGAAAGCCGAGCAGGUGGCCUACAAGCUGGAACGGGAGAUAGCUCUGUGGGACCCCACCGAGAUUAAGAACGCCACGGAGGACCCGUUCCGCACGCUAUUUAUCGCCCGGAUCAACUACGAUACUUCCGAGUCAAAGCUACGACGCGAGUUUGAGUUCUACGGUCCCAUCAAGAAGAUCGUUUUGAUCCACGACCAGGAGUCAGGUAAACCCAAGGGCUACGCCUUCAUCGAGUACGAGCACGAACGUGACAUGCACGCAGCCUACAAGCACGCCGACGGUAAAAAGAUCGACAGCAAGCGCGUCCUGGUGGACGUUGAGCGGGCUCGCACGGUCAAGGGCUGGUUGCCCAGGCGCCUGGGCGGCGGUCUGGGUGGCACUCGUCGUGGUGGCAACGAUGUCAACAUCAAGCACUCAGGACGCGAGGACAACGAGCGGGAGCGCGAACGCUAUCGGCUGGAGCGGGAGCGCGAGGACCGCGAGGGUCCUGGCCGCGGCGGUGGCUCCAAUGGCCUGGAAGCCCGGUCCGGACGAGGUUUCGGAGCGGAGCGACGACGCUCCCGCUCCAGGGAACGUCGCGACCGGGAACGUGAUCGAGGACGUGGCGCUGUGGCUAGUGGUCGGUCGCGCAGCCGUUCCCGCGAGCGCAGAAAACGGCGCGCGGGCAGCCGAGAGCGGUAUGAUGAGUUCGACCGCCGAGAUCGGCGUGACAGGGAACGCGAGCGGGAUCGCGAUCGGGAGCGCGAAAAGAAGAAGAAGCGCUCCAAAUCGCGUGAACGUGAAUCCUCCAGGGAGCGACGCGAACGGAAGCGGGAGCGAAGAGACCGCGAACGCGGCACGGGAGCCGGUGGCGAAGUCAAGGAGCGCAAGCCCGACUUCCGCGACAUGGACGUCAUCAAGAUCAAGGAGGAGCCGAUCGACGAUGGCUAUCCAACGUUCGACUACCAGAACACAGCCAUCAAGCGGGAGAUCGACGACGAGAACGAGGAGAAGUACCGGCCGCCUGCGCAUCACAAUAUGUUCAGUGUGCCACCGCCGCCCAUUCUGGGGCGUGGCAAUGCCAAUCCGAAUCCCAGUCCCGACAAUGGCCAGCAGAGCUCCAGCGACCAGAGCUGGUGGCGUCAGUAAGGAGGUUGCAAUCUUGGAUCUGUCUUUCAAGGUUAAUAAUUGUAGAAAUCAGCCGUCUGUUGGUCGCUACUAUUUAUUCAUUCGACUUGAGGCGCAGCAAUCCUGGAAGGAAUAACCAUAGCAAUCCAAGGUUCCAUUUUACACAGAAAAUUUUAAGGUAUAGCUUGCAGAGACGCCAAGCAAAUCAACAUUAUAAAACCCCGACCGCUAAACGCAAAAUCCACUAAUGUGUGCGUAGCUUAAAUCAUUUAAAUUUAUAAGUAACUCUUAACAAAUGAAUAUGAAAGAAAAGUAAGUAAAAUAAAGCUAGCCCUACA
Drosophila ficusphila is the source of this 1851-nucleotide messenger RNA. RefSeq names its product U1 small nuclear ribonucleoprotein 70 kDa (gene snRNP-U1-70K). The transcript is spliced from 2 exons. The record is from RefSeq and is a predicted model, not a curated record. The coding region runs from base 194 to 1534 and encodes 446 amino acids. Lineage: Eukaryota; Metazoa; Arthropoda; Insecta; Diptera; Drosophilidae. Gene Ontology annotation, molecular function: mRNA binding; U1 snRNA binding. Gene Ontology annotation, cellular component: precatalytic spliceosome; U2-type prespliceosome; U1 snRNP. Gene Ontology annotation, biological process: mRNA splicing, via spliceosome.